CCAAUCUUGGGCUUAGAGGCGGGGGGACAGAAUAUAUGCAAGAUGAUACAUAAGUGCUUCGUUUCCRCGGAGGAGAAAGCGAAGUCUGGUCGGGACUUUGUCAGCCGGGAACACAGGGGUUUGUAGAGAUGGUUUCACUGAAGUGCCGCUCUCUGAUGCCGGUGGCCGGCGCCGAGGCUCAGCUCGCCGUGGCCGGCCUGGCUGCGGUUCUCCUCGCCUUCCUGCUGGUGCGUCAGCUCGUCAAGCAGAGGAGACCCCCGGGCUUCCCCCCUGGUCCAUCUCCCAUCCCUGUCAUAGGAAACAUUUUCUCUCUCGCCACCGAGCCGCACGUCUUCCUCAAGAAGCAAAGCGAAGUUCACGGACGGAUUUUCAGUCUUGACCUUGGAGGCAUCAUGACUGUGGUUCUAAACGGCUACGACUGCGUCAAAGAAUGUCUUUACCAUCAGAGCGACAAGUUUGCUGACCGACCAUCACUGCCUUUGUUCAAGAAAAUGACCAAAAUGGGUGGGCUUCUCAAUUGUAAAUAUGGGAAAGGUUGGUUUGAACARCGCAAACUGGCUUGCAACUCUUUCCGCUACUACGGCAGUAGCCAGAAACUGUUUGAAAAAAGGAUCACGGAGGAGUGUAUGUUCUUUGUCGACGCCAUUGACAAACACAAGGGCAAAGCAUUCAACCCCAAACACCUUGUGACCAAUGCUGUGUCCAAUAUUACCAAUCUGGUCAUAUUCGGGCACCGUUUUGCCUACGACGACUGCAACUUUCAGCACAUGAUUGAGUUAUUCAGUGAGAACGUGGAGUUAGCCGUCAGUGGCUGGGCRCUCCUGUACAAUGCCUUCCCUUGGAUUGAAUACUUGCCAUUUGGGAAACACCAGAAGCUGUUCCGCAAUGCUGCAGAGGUGUAUGACUUUCUAUGGAAGGUGAUAAACACAUAUUCCCAGGACAGGGUGCCACGUGUACCACGCCACUACGUUGACGCCUAUUUGGAUGAGUUGGAGCAAAAUAGAGGAAAUCCUAAUUCCUCAUUUUCUUUUGAGAACCUCAUCUAUUCAGUGGGUGAGCUCAUAAUUGCUGGCACAGAAACUACAACCAACACCCUGCGCUGGGCUGUGCUGUACAUGGCCAUGUACCCUAACAUACAAGAGAGGGUGCACAAGGAAAUUGACAGCGUUCUGUCCAACGGAAGGCCGCCUUCGAUGGAGGACAAGCACAGAAUGCCCUACGUGGAAGCAGUUCUGCACGAGAUUCUUCGCUUCUGCAACAUCGUGCCUCUUGGUAUUUUCCGUGCCACCUCCCAGGAUGCAACAGUCAGCGGGUACACGAUUCCCAAAGGCACCAUGGUGAUCACAAACCUCUACUCGGUGCACUUUGAUGAGAAGUACUGGACCGAUCCGGGCGUCUUCUCACCAGAGAGAUUUCUUGACAGCAGUGGCAACUUUGUGAGGCGUGAAGCCUUCCUUCCGUUUUCCUUAGGGAAGCGACACUGUGUGGGUGAACAGCUGGCCCGAAUGGAGAUGUUCCUCUUUUUCACCACUUUGAUGCAGAGAUUUCAUCUUCACUUCCCCUCGGGAACCGUGCCGACGGUCACUCCUAAACUAGGAAUGACCUUACAGCCCAAACCUUACUCCAUUUGUGCCGUCCGCAGGCAGUAGACGCUGUCCUGUGCUGGAGACACUCCGUAUCACAAGAACUCUGGUUGUUAGAACGGCUUGUGCAAUAGUCCUUUCAUAGAAUUUUGGGUGACUGAUGCCCCUCUACAAACAAUUUAUUCAACCCCAAUUGAUUUCUUUUUAGUGAGCAAUUUGCAUGUUUGCACAGUACUUUUAAACAGAGGCAGCAAAUGGUGAAAGGACAUCCUGGGAACUCGAGUGGGCUAUUGAUUUAAUUCCCUGAGCUCCUGCACCCAGAAAAUGAAAUAUUUGCAAAUGCUGGUGCAAUGGCGAUGACUUAGGUCAAUGAUUUAUACUGUGUACACUUAUGAUGGUUCAUAGCCCCGCUGUAGUCGGACAGCUUUGGAGAGAUAAAUGACACUAGGUCUUCAUGCAGUGUGUGUUGGACCAAACGGGACUAAUAGACUUUCCAAGAAACCGAACACUGUGUGUCGGAGCUGGAGACGGGCCAAGAUUUACAUCAUCUGGACUGACUCUGACCCCUUCUCCAGGGAUGGCACUGUUCAGAAACUCUUUCUCUUAGAAAGCAAAUGCAACCCAGAUGGUUUUCUUAAAACCGACUUUUCAACACUGGUUACUGCUUAAUGGUGCUUAUCAAUAAUGACAAUUUACAUAUAUGUGUAGCAGUAACUGUUGACAUUGUUGUAUUUUUUUUCUGCAAGUCUGGUUCUGUAAAGUUUUUAUUUGUCUGUGUUUUAAUGAAGUGUUAAGAUACUGAGAACUUGUCCUUGUUUAGAAGUAGCAACAUUGCAAAAUGUCUACCUCUUAAAUGUGUGUAAAACUAGAGUUUAUAUCAUAUUGUAUUUAAUUAAUUCACAUUCUAGUUCCGGAUGUUCUGAUGCAGCACUAGCAGAAACCUUUCAAAGGAACUGUCUUCCCCGAUUUCUCAGGCUCAGUACAUGUAAAAAAGAAAAAGCCAUCAUUACUUGUUCCAAUUUGAACCUAAAUGAAGUUUCAUGAUGUGUUUUUGUACCUAUUGUUUACAGUUGAUAGAGAGGUUUUGAAGUUUUGAAUGUGUUGAGAUGUAAAGCAAAUAACUGACCUACUGUGAUGAAACACAAAUGUUGGUGUAAACUUUGAAUAUACAAAAAUAAAAAAAUAAAAAGAAAUUGAAACAUAU
This is a messenger RNA of Austrofundulus limnaeus, 2787 nucleotides long. It is a transcript of the gene cyp2r1, whose product is annotated as cytochrome P450, family 2, subfamily R, polypeptide 1. The record is from RefSeq and is a predicted model, not a curated record. Lineage: Eukaryota; Metazoa; Chordata; Actinopteri; Cyprinodontiformes; Rivulidae. Gene Ontology annotation, biological process: xenobiotic metabolic process. Bases 129 to 1649 code for a protein of 506 amino acids. The transcript is spliced from 5 exons. Gene Ontology annotation, cellular component: cytoplasm; intracellular membrane-bounded organelle. Gene Ontology annotation, molecular function: heme binding; iron ion binding; oxidoreductase activity, acting on paired donors, with incorporation or reduction of molecular oxygen, reduced flavin or flavoprotein as one donor, and incorporation of one atom of oxygen.